AAGAGGCAGUCAAACGGAGGUUUCCGUCUCGGGACUGCGGGAAACUACCCUGCGAAAAGAAGGAGCUGAGCAAGUCGCUGUGACCGGGGAGACAGUCCGAGCUGGGAGUGGAGCGGAAGGCUUUUCUUUUUCGAAGUGGCACUCUAGUUUUUUUUUUGUUUGUUUUGUUUUGUUUUUUUAAAGACACCUUUUCUUUCCGGUUAAAGAAACAAGCCUUUGGAGAUGGGCGACAAGGCGGGGACCAGAGUCUUCAAGAAGUCCAGCCCCAACUGCAAGCUUACAGUCUACUUGGGCAAAAGGGACUUUGUGGAUCAUCUAGAUCAUGUGGAUCCAGUUGAUGGAGUACUUUUGGUCGAUCCAGAAUACCUUAAAGACAGAAAAGUUUUUGUGACGCUGACGUGUGCAUUUCGUUAUGGCCGAGAGGAUCUGGACGUGUUGGGAUUGUCCUUCAGAAAGGACCUUUACAUCUCCACCUUCCAGGCUUUUCCUCCACUGCCUGAGGAGCGCAAACCACUCAGCCGCCUGCAGGAGCGCCUACUCAAAAAGCUCGGCCAGCACGCACACCCCUUUAACUUCACUAUUCCUCAGAAUCUUCCCUGCUCAGUCACUUUACAGCCAGGACCAGAGGACACAGGCAAGGCAUGCGGUGUAGACUUUGAGAUCAGAGCUUUUUGUGCCAAAACUGUAGAGGAGAAGAUUCACAAGAGAAACUCGGUGCGGCUGGUAAUCCGUAAGGUGCAGUACGCUCCAGAGAAGCCAGGACCACAGCCUAUGGUGGAGACCACACGCAGCUUCCUCAUGUCUGACCGCUCCCUUCACCUGGAGGCCUCCCUCGAUAAAGAGCUCUACUACCACGGAGAACCCAUCAGCGUCAACGUCCACGUCACCAACAACUCCACCAAAACUGUCAAACGAAUCAAAAUCUCAGUGCGACAGUAUGCCGAUAUCUGUUUGUUCAGUACUGCACAGUACAAAUGCCCAGUGGCUCAGGUAGAAGCCGAUGAUCAAGUGUCGUCCAGCUCAACAUUCUGUAAGGUGUACACGCUCACCCCGACACUAACCAGCAACCGAGAGAAGAGAGGUCUAGCGCUGGAUGGCAAACUCAAGCACGAGGACACCAACCUGGCCUCCAGCACCAUUGUAAAGGAUGCAUCCAAUAAAGAGGUUCUGGGUAUUCUGGUGUCCUACAGAGUCAAAGUUAAACUGGUGGUAUCUCGUGGAGGUGAUGUUGCAGUAGAGCUUCCCUUUGUGCUGAUGCACCCUAAGCCCUCUGAGCAGCCCACCUCAAGACCACAGUCAACUGUGCCAGAGACAGAUGCUCCUGUGGAUACCAACCUGAUAGAGUUUGAGACAAAUAACUUCUCUCAGGAUGACGACUUUGUGUUUGAGGACUUCGCGCGGCUGAGGCUGAAGGGAAUGAAGGAUGAUAAAGAAGAGGAUGACCACUUCUGCUAACCCUGUGUGGAAAGGGGGAACUGGAUUAAAGGGGCUCUAAGUGUCAGUACUACUAAACUACCAUUCCACUGGGCCAAUCUGAAAGAGCAGGAUGCUCACAUGAGCACCUUCUCUCCUCUAUUUUUUAAAACUAUUAUUUUUUUUAUUUCUCUUGACCCUUUCCUUGUCCCUUUUUGUCCAUGAUGAUGUUGUCUUUAGAUCUUUUUUUUUUUUUCCUUUUCUUUUUUUGGAGCUUCUUUGUUCUUGUGCAUGUGAAUUAGACAGAGAAAAUGAAAUUGAGCGAGAAAAGCAAAGAAAUCAGUCAGGUUAAAGAAAACAGAUCAGGGAUGUCUACGAAACAUCAUUAAACAGAGGGUCCAUUAAUUCAGGGGUUUCUUUUUUUGUACUUAGAUUUCUUUUCCCUCCCCCAAUGUAAACUGAGUGGGCAUUAAUAGUUUUGUAAUAUUGUAAGAGCAUAGGUGAAACGUUACUUCAUAGUAGAGUAUGGCAGAUAGGGAACACAUGCUUAAGAAUUUAAUGUCGUUAUCAAAUUCAGUAUAGUCUACAAAAAGGCUUUUUGUUCUAGCGUUUUAUUUUAUAGCUAUGUAAAAUGUAUACAUAUCGCAUGAACGUGUGUAAGGAAUGACUCUUCUGUGUGCUUAAAAGUCAGCACAAUGCAUUGGACCACAGAAGACUUAAUUUAUUAUUGGCAUCGGUUUUGUCACCCAACUGAGUGUGCUAAAUGUGUGUGGAUUGUGGGUUUUGAAUAAACACAGAGAAGAGAGACAGCGAGAGCUUGGCCUGCAGAGGUCUGUUGCUAUUCUAGUUUGCAACUAGAAGUUGCCAAAAUUAAACACGUAUGUUGUCAUUUGUUAAACAACAGAUAUAUUUUCAGGGGUCUUAGGGGUCCUGCUAUAAUUUUUAAGAAGUAGGCAACCCUUUUUUUUAUAUCAGACAUCAGGCUUCACCAUUUUAGCUGCUUUCCCCUUUGCCAAUCUUUCUAUAUAAUCUCAGCCCAGUAAAGAGUGCUACAUUUAGACUAUUUCCUCCCCCCAACAUUUCAAAGGUUUGUAUUUAACCUACUCAUUAUAAGCACUUUUUUCAAAAUUAUUUAUGUUGGGUGUCUGUAAUGAUGUCCUGUAAUGUAGGUGUUAUCACACGCUGGCUCUUUUGCUCCAUCUUGUGUCCAAAAGAAAUGGUUCUGCUAUGGUUUUAAUUAAGUAAGCAAUUAAGCAUCGUUUUCCAACUCCCCUUUAUUUUUGAUCAGCAGUUUAUACUCACCUAUAAUCUACUAUUAUAAUCUAUUAUUGGUUGACCUUUAAUGUAUAGCUUACAUUAUUAUUGUCCAUAUUACACUUUAUUUUUAUCAAAUACCACCUCAAAUGAUUAUUGUUAACUCCGCAAAGGCUUAAUUUCAAGCUUGUUCUGCCCAUCAAACCUUUUUUUUAUUAUUAUACAAGGAACUGAGGAACUACUGAGUUUACCACUUAUAAUUCUGAUAUUAUAUUUACUUAAUGAAAUUAUAUAUUUCCUUUUUUUCAUAUUUCAGUUAAAAUAUUUUUUUUUUUGUAAAGCUAAUGUCAUUAUUGAACUAACCAGAAGCUCUAUGCUGUACGCUUCAUUUGCUGUAUAUUGCUAUAUUAUACAGCAGAAAUUGCCUGCUGUUAGAACUUUUGCCCUUAUGGGUGAGGAGACUUUGUGCUUUUGCCUCCAGACCAGCUCACAGUGUUGUUUGAAAUAUUUUCCUCAUUAAUUAUUACAGCCAUCAACACUUUACCAACAAUGUUUAUGUACAUAAAUGCACACAGAAUUUACCCGCUAUUGGAAUAUUUUCAGUUUGUUUGAUACACUUUUGUUCAUUCAUACAGAUUUUACACUGCUAGGAACCAACUUUGUGUAACCUCAUUUUUUUUUUUAAGGAAUGCCUUGCAGGACAUGUUUUUUAAGAUAAGUAACAGGAAAUUGGUGCUGUACAUAAUUGAAAAAAAGAACAGAAAGAUUGAGACUGAGAAAAGAAAGCUUGUUUAUCAGACUCAAGCUCAUGUCUAAGGCUACAGAAUAAGAACAGUUAAUAGAAAUAAGGAAAUAAGCUCCAGGUAAUACAAGAGCACACUGUCCAUUUGUCACACAUCAUAUGUUAUUUAUAAUCACAACAGGACUUAAAAUAUGCCAUGAAAAACAAACGAUUGAUUUUUUUUUUAUCUAGGAAUGUUUGCAUAUGUGUACAUUUGUUGAUUGUCUGCCGUUAACUUUUAAAAAGGCUUUUUUAUCAUUUAUGUUAUGAAAUGGCAGGGAGAAUAUUUUCAUCAGAUGGUCGAAAGAUCUUUGUCCAUAUGUGAGUGCUUUGCUAGAAUGCCAUGCAUGCAUUCAAAGGCAGCAGUAGGCUUUGAGAACGUUGUGGUGUUGUGAUCGAACGCUCUCUCAGACCAUCUUCAUGUAAAACUUGGCUUUUUUUUAUCUAAAUGAAGCCUCAUAUGUCUGUGAACCAGUCAAGUGUAUAAAAGAAAUAUUAUAUUGUAUAUCUUCCCUUGGAUUCUGUAGGGUGCAUCUAAGGAAAAAUGCACGCACAUGUUGGUUUGUAGACUAAUAUUGUACCAUGUCACACUUUUUUUUUUUUUUGUAUUUUAUGGUUGAUUUUAAGCUACUUUUACUCCUCACUACUACUAAAAUUGAUAUUCUGAAAAUAUACAUACAGGCUACCUGGUAAUUUAAUUCAUAAUAAAUUAAGAUGAAAUAUAUUAAUAUGAAUUCCAAGAUACUAUAUAAGCAAUAUGUUAUUUUAGUCAAUAAAAUGAUAAUAAAAUUCACUAAAAAAAAAUGCAAAAGUGAAAAAAAAAACAUGAAAACAUUGGGAAAUAUAUGUUGCUUCUUUAUUUUGUACGCCGUUUUAGAAAAUUAAAAAAGGAAGA
Molecule: messenger RNA, 4343 nt
Organism: Clarias gariepinus (North African catfish)
Lineage: Eukaryota; Metazoa; Chordata; Actinopteri; Siluriformes; Clariidae
Gene: arrb2b
Product: arrestin, beta 2b
Exons: 15
Coding region: 223-1455 (410 amino acids)
Biological process (GO): G protein-coupled receptor internalization; positive regulation of ERK1 and ERK2 cascade; signal transduction
Cellular component (GO): cytoplasm
Molecular function (GO): angiotensin receptor binding
Source: RefSeq, a predicted model, not a curated record